AUGGAAACUAAAGUCCCAAAGAACUUCAAGGCUCCUGAUAUGACCCCAUACGAUGCUUUUCCGACCACUUUGACCAAGACGGCAAUAAAGUGGUUUGACAGUUUGCUGGCAAGGUCAGUAACAAGCUUCGAUGACCUCGCCCAAAAAUUCUUAGCUAGAUUCUCCAUCCAAAAAGACAAAGCCAGGCAUACUCCAAGUCUGCUAGGGAUUAAGCAAGGAGAUCAGGAAAGCCUCCGCAGUUACAUAGAGAGAUUCAACAAAGCAUGUCUAGACAUACAAAUUCUUCCAACAGAAGCAGCGAUCAUGGGUCUCAUCAAUGGAUUACGAGAAGGACCCUUUAGUCACUCCAUAUCUAAAAAGCACCUAACAUCUCUAAACGAGGUUCAAGAAAGGGCUGAAAAAUACAUCAACAUGGAGGAGAACUCACGGUUAAGAGAUGGCUCAAAGGCCGGAUCCUCUUACCCAUCUCCGGACAAAGAUAAAAAGUCCAGGAAAAAAGAAGAUCAAUCCACUGAGAAGCCUAGAAAAUACCACAACUACACCCCUCUUCGGGUGUCUCUUGUAGAUGUUUACCGAGAAAUAUACAUUACUGAGAAGAUCCCACCACCUCGCCCAAUCAAACCCAAAAGAGGAGGGAAAGUUAGACAGAGUAUUGUGAGUACCACCGAAUCUACAGACAUCCUACCAGCGAAUGCUUCAACCUAA
This is a messenger RNA of Arachis stenosperma, 705 nucleotides long. RefSeq lists its product as uncharacterized. NCBI's taxonomy places the organism in Eukaryota, Viridiplantae, Streptophyta, Magnoliopsida, Fabales, Fabaceae. The coding region runs from base 1 to 705 and encodes 234 amino acids. The record is from RefSeq and is a predicted model, not a curated record. The transcript is spliced from 2 exons.